AUAUUCUCGCCAUGCAAAACCAGCACACGUACGAACGCACACGAACGCCCGAGAGAUGGAGGAGAAGAAUCGCAACCCCGCACUCUGUUUUUUUCAUCCUCUGCUUUGCGCUUUCUCCUCCUCAAAUCUCCUUUCUUCCCUCUCUACGGUGUUGCACCGCGCGCGCGAGGCCGCGAAAAGCUCCCCUUUGUACCCAUCUUUCAUCCCCCCACGAAAGCCUACUACCACCCAUCCUCCCCGUAGUAGCCACCACCACCACCACCACCAUGGCCGUUCUCUGCUUCCUCGAAGCUUCUCCAAAUCCAGCCGUGCACCAGCACGGCCCGCACCCCGAUGGCCCGGGCGUAUGCCCAUUCCAUCGAACAACUCCGGGGCGCUCUGACCUCGCCCCCCCGCUUUGCCGCUUUCUGACAAAAUUCCGCGCCCUUUUUGGUGGCGGCACUGAAAGAGAGGAGCCGAGGUGAGGGGGAGGAGGAGAAAAGGCGGGGAGGAGGGAGGGUGGGUGUGGCCGAAUCUUGGCAUUUCUAGGGAUUCUGAUGAGGAGCUCGCCGCUUUGCGAUCUUUUUGCCGGGGAGGCCUAGCUCGUCAUCUCCUCCUACCGGGAGCGUGUCCGUGACGAGACCGACCCCCCCUCUCCUGCCGCCGCCCGUGGGGAGAAGCUUCCACGCUGCUUCCUCUCCUCUUGCCCCCGCUAUUUAUAGCCGACGUGGUUUCUCCCCAGGGUUUUACGGCGGUUUUGUUCAUCUCAGGUGAACUCAACUCAACUGAAGUCUGGUGCAGUGCAGGGUAGUGUAGUGUAGUGUAGUGUAGCUUGUUGAUUCGAGCUGCAUUGCGCUGAUGGACUUGAAGAGGGUUUUGGAGGUGGAGGAAGAGGUGGUCGACGGCGACGAGGACGAGCUCGCCUCCCCGGAGGCCAAGCGCCGGCGAACUUUCAUCAAUAAUAGCUCGAUGCAGGAGGCCAUUGGCGCGCAGUACAUGCAGAGGCAUCUGCCCAAGCUGGAGCCGUUUCUGCGCAGAGUUGUGCAGGAAGAGGUGCAGAAUGUUCUUAUCCGCCACAUUGAUUCGGCACACAGGCUUCCCCUUCAGCUAAAGACAAGCAGUAAACGAUACAAGCUGCAGUUCCAGGGCAACCUGCCUCUGACCCUCUUCACAGGCAACAGAGUGGAAGGGGAGAACAAGCAGCCUCUCCGAAUUGUUCUCACCGACGCUGUCAGUAACCAGACGAUCACCUCCGGCCCGCUGUCCUCCAUGAAGGUUGAGCUCCUCGUUCUUGAUGGCGAUUUCAACGCUGACGAGCGCUUGGAGUACACCGAGAAGGAGUUCAGCGAGAGCAUAGUCUUUGAAAGGGAAGGCAAGAGGCCACUGUUAUCCGGCGAGGUGAUCAUUGUGCUUGAGAAAGGUGUUGCAUCUAUCCGCGACAUUUCUUUCACGGACAACUCUAGCUGGAUAAGGAGCAGGAAGUUCAGACUUGGUGCGAGGAUCUCUCGGGCCAGCUCCAUCGAAGAAAGAGUGCAGGAAGCUGUCAGCAAUCCUUUUCUCGUGAAGGAUCACCGUGGGGAAGUUUACAAGAAGCAUCAUCCUCCUGCACUAGCUGAUGACGUUUGGCGUUUGGAGAAAAUUGGGAAAGACGGCGUUUUCCACAAGAAGCUUGCAGACUUUGGAAUUCACACUGUUCAAGACUUCCUCCGGAACUUGGUGAUGGAUCAAUAUGGACUACGUAGUUUACUUGGCAGUGGAAUGUCAAACAAGAUGUGGGAAGCAACCGUUGAGCAUGCACGGGAGUGCGUUCUGGACGACAAGCUUUACUCCUACUGCAGCGGGCAUGGGAUAAUCCUUCUCUUCAACUGCAUCCAUGAGGUUGUCGGUGUGAUCGUUGGAAGCCACUGCUUCACUCUGAAUGCUCUUACUCCAACACAGAAGGCGCUGGUGGUGAAGUUGCAGCAAGACGCCUACAAGUUCCCCAACCGCAUAGUGGAAUUCAAGGUGCAGUCCCAGUGCACCAGCCAGUCAUCACCAACCACCAUCCAGUCCCAGUCCGUGCAGAUGCCGGCUUCAGAGAACGCACAGAUUCUGAACCUACCUCAAGGUGAGCUGCCGAGCUCUUCACAGGACUGCUUGCUGAAUCCGCUCCAGUACCAGCCGCUCAACGAGGCGCUGGAAGACGUCCUCCAGACAGCCGGCGGCAGCCACCACCAACACCAGGGUGGUAGCGGCGAGCUGCCAUGGAUAGCGUCGUCGUUCGGAGCGGGCGGCUUCGUCGACGCGAGGGACCCUUUCGACGUGCAGUUCAGCGGCUCCCAGCCGUGCGGGCUGCUGCUCUCCAGCAGCGGCGCCAGAUUGUGAGGACGAGACGCGUGCGUGUGCAGCAAUGUGCAAUGCAAGCCUCCGUCUCUUUGCAUGGAGCCGAGUAAUGGCGCCGCCAUUGUAGCUAAGCUAAGCUCGAGGGUAGUGGCGUGGGGUCCAUCUAACUGUUUGUCUGCUAACACUCACAAAGUUGUUUUGGGUGGGAUAUAUAGAGAGAGAGAUGAUGAUGCAGAGAAGACAAUAAGUGGGUAUAAUUUGGUAGGGUAUGUGAUCUAAUCUGUGCUGUUUUGUGGCAUGUAAAAUGACAAGAAAGCACUGGUCUGGAGAUUUUUUUUAGUGCUAAACCCUGGAUCUCCUUUGUGUAAAAGGUGCUUCUUUGUCUCAUCGUCUUUUCUUUAGUGCUCUCUCAGUUUUUUUUUUCCAA
Oryza sativa Japonica Group (Japanese rice) is the source of this 2728-nucleotide messenger RNA. RefSeq names its product calmodulin-binding protein 60 D. Gene Ontology annotation, cellular component: nucleus. Gene Ontology annotation, biological process: regulation of salicylic acid biosynthetic process. NCBI's taxonomy places the organism in Eukaryota, Viridiplantae, Streptophyta, Magnoliopsida, Poales, Poaceae. The record is from RefSeq and is a predicted model, not a curated record. Gene Ontology annotation, molecular function: sequence-specific DNA binding; DNA-binding transcription factor activity; calmodulin binding.